Cygnus olor (mute swan) is the source of this 999-nucleotide messenger RNA. Its product is annotated as inositol 1,4,5-trisphosphate receptor-interacting protein-like 1. The record is from RefSeq and is a predicted model, not a curated record. The transcript has a single exon. The coding region runs from base 349 to 996 and encodes 215 amino acids. Lineage: Eukaryota; Metazoa; Chordata; Aves; Anseriformes; Anatidae. Gene Ontology annotation, cellular component: membrane.
CGGCAUCUUAGAAGGAUCCGAGAGCCUGACAGCAGCAGUAAGGAGAGCUCCAGCCAUGAGGAGGAGAGCUCCAGUAGCGAAGAAGAGGAGGAAGAGCAAGAAAGACCAUGACCAAACCCCAAUGAUGCAGACAAUCUGGCUGAUUAUGUAAGUCAGCGCAUCUACUGGCCACUUCCAAAUCCAAUCAUCAGAUGCUAUCAGGUGGUGGAGGUGGUGGAAGACCUCCUGAAUGUCUACAGCUCGGUCUUUCAAGAGACUUUCUUUCCGGAGCUGCAGUCAGCCAUCGGAGUGGGCAGUGCCUUUGAAGGUUGGAGUCCCCGUGAGAAUGACACUGUCUACCGCCUGCUUAUGCCCAUGACGGCCCCCCGUGGGCACUCCUUCCACCUGGAGCUGGGCAAUGAGGAUGAUAUGCUGGCAAGGAACUCCUCUAUCCGUGUCGAGCUGGAGUGCACGUGCGCGAGGGAGCAGGCCUUUGAGGACAUGCUGUGCUUCCUCCACCAUUCUGAGGAUGAGCUGAAAAAUCAGGAGCCGAGCCUCCUAGACACCCUCUGCACCGACUCCUACCUAGAUGCGGAGAAGACUGCAAGGUGGUUCCAGAACUUCGUGAAAACAGCCUGGGUGGUUAUGCCUCAGUCGCACAUUUACAAUGUAAAAGUGCUACCUUCCAGCCGCUCCUGCAAGUUCCAGAUGACAAAUGCUACCAAGAGAAACCUCACCAUUGAGAUAAUAUUUGGGGUUCAGCAAGGCAAUUCAGACAUCUUCCUGAGCAGCCAGAGGACAGAGGCCAUCUUUACCCGCAGCACAACAUGGCCACAGAGCUGUGCUGUUGCAGAGAGGAAGUUCUUCCAGCACAUAAACGCCGAAGCCUGGUUCUACAGCUUACACCUCAAGUGCAUGCAGAUCUGCGCCCGUAUGCUGGUGGGCACAAGCAUUUCCACUUAUGUCAUCAAAACUGUUGUCAUGCACCUCCUGACCACCAUCCCCUUGGAAACAUGACAC